AUGCAUUCGAUCUAUUACUCUAGAAUUACGUUUAGCGCAAUAGAACAUGAAUUUCAACCUGUCAAUAGUGUUCAACUGAUAUUAGUUACAAUAGCUAAAAGUCGAACAAUGUGCUCUGUGGCAUGUAAUGAACAGCCGUUCUGCCGUACAUUAGAUUAUGAUUCAGCUUCGGGUCGCUGUCGACUUUUCGAAGCAGAUGAGACGACUGGAUCAAUUAUUUCAUCUACUUCACCCACUUCAAUCGUUGGUACUGUUUCCAUCUCAUCACUAGAAUUCGUUCAUAUUCAUAAUGAAUCUUGCAAAGCAUGUCAACAAGAUCGAUAUGAAUAUUGUCCGAUCAAUGGAAAUACUUGUCAAUGUUGGCCACAUACAUUCUGGAAUGGUUCAGUGUGUUUGUUACAACUAUUUGAAAACGGCACUUGCUCACAAUUAGAUGCUUGUCGAGACGAUUUUAAUUUGACUUGUGCAACGGAAAUGGGACAAUUUACAAUUUGCACAUCAGAUCUCACAACGCUCGACUCUACUGUUAUUACAAGUAUGACGUCUACCACUCCUAUCUGGAUGUCUACUGCAAUCGCGACCACUACUGAUCAAGUCACGACGACUGAAAUCCCCACUAGUACUCAAAGGAUUACCACUGUAAGUGUUCAACAAAACAUUACAACAGUUGCUGGUUCUUGGAAUGGAUCUUGUGCGGCAUUGAGUGGAGGUAUGACCACACUUCAUACACAAGGAGGAAUAACUGUUUCUCCUGAUGGGACGCUUUAUGUAGCUGAUGGUAAUCCUAUCUAUGCUGUGCUUGCUUUCAAGCCAAACAAUUUCACAGCUAAACAAAUAAUGUCAUUCAGUGACUGGCCAGCAUUCAUGUUUUUUGAUAGUAGGACAUCAUCACUCUACGUGACAGUGUUCUAUUUAUAUUACGCACGAGUUUGGCCAUCAAAUCAAACUAUUCCUAGCGGUACUACUGGUAGCUGUGCUGCAACUCAGUUGCUUUGGCCAACUGGCAUUGUCGUUGAUUCUCUGGGUAAUAUUUACAUAACUAGUAGUGGAUGUCACGUAGUAAUAAAAUGGAAUUCAAAUGCUACUAUUGCAACAGUUGCGGCUGGAUCGUUAUCGGUGUCAGGCACCGACAACUAUCAUUUCAAUCAACCAUACGGUUUAUUUCUUGAUGCAAACGAUUCAUUACUUUAUGUGGCUGAUUUUAAUAACCACCGUAUACAAAAAUUCAUUUUGGGCAAUUCAGCUGGUGUAACUGUAGCUGGUGGCAACGGGCAGGGUUCUGCAUCGAACCAACUUAACCGCCCGACAACCAUUUAUGUUUCUCAACAAGAUGAUUCAUAUUAUAUCUGUGAUUAUCACAAUAAUCGAAUACAAAGAUGGGCAAUAAAUGCAACUUAUGGUGUCACUAUUGCUGGAAGUAGUGCUGGUGUAGCCGGCAGUGCAUUGAAUUUAUUAAAUGCGCCAUAUGAUAUAUGGGUUCAUCCAAAUAAAACAUUUAUGCUAGUAUCAGACUCAAAUAAUUGUCGUAUACAGAAAUAUAUUCUGUAUUAA
Molecule: messenger RNA, 1551 nt
Organism: Adineta ricciae
Lineage: Eukaryota; Metazoa; Rotifera; Eurotatoria; Adinetida; Adinetidae
Source: the annotation of a GenBank genome assembly